Arctia plantaginis is the source of this 2190-nucleotide messenger RNA. Lineage: Eukaryota; Metazoa; Arthropoda; Insecta; Lepidoptera; Erebidae. The record is from the annotation of a GenBank genome assembly.
AUGAUGACGUGCCGGCUGGGUUCGCGGCGGCUGGGCGGCUCUCGCGGCUCGUUGCAGGCUGGCACCGCGUGUUCCGCCGCCAGUGAGCUGGACCUCUCCUCCCGCUCCAGACGCGCACAUAAAGCAAGAUUAAAAUUGCUGGGUGCCAGCGGGGAGGCACCUCUGCUAAGCGGUUGGCGGAGCACGCCGCACACGCCACAUGCGUCGGCGACGCCGGCGCCCCACCACUCACAUAAUCACCUCGCACCGUCGCACUGCAAUGGCACUGACAGUGGUAGCAGAGGGGGUCUCCGACGACGGUCAACGUAUGCCAGUGGUCGGUUACGAUCGGGGCCGCAUUGGUCUUUCGUGUUCGACCCUGCUGGCCGCCUGUGUUACUACUGGUCAAUGGUCGUCUCCCUAGCGUUCCUAUACAAUCUCUGGGUUAUCGUUUACAGGUUCGCCUUCCAGGAGAUAAAUGGCGAGACGCUAAUAGUAUGGUUCUGCUUAGACUACUUCUCGGAUUUUCUUUACUUGGCGGACAUACUGUUUCACUUCCGGACGGGGUACUUAGAAGAUGGCGUGCUGCAGACGGAUGCGGCCAAACUUCGUGCGCACUACAUGAACUCAACAACAUUCUAUAUCGACUGCCUCUGUCUGCUGCCACUGGACUUCCUUUACCUGUCCAUUGGUUUCAACUCCAUCCUACGUUCGUUCCGCCUCGUGAAGAUAUACCGGUUCUGGGCGUUCAUGGACCGUACAGAGAGACAUACGAACUAUCCGAACUUAUUUCGAUCGACCAGUUUAAUUCAUUAUUUAUUAGUGAUAUUCCAUUGGAAUGGGUGCUUGUACCAUAUAAUAUAUAAAAACAAUGGAUUCGGUAGUAAAAACUGGGUGUAUCAUGAUACUGAAACGGCGGAUGUGGUGAAGCACUAUUUACAAAGUUAUUACUGGUGCACUUUGGCGCUCACAACUAUAGGUGACUUGCCCCGGCCGCGGAGUAAGGGCGAGUACGUUUUUGUCAUAGCUCAACUGCUGUUCGGACUGUUACUAUUUGCUACGGUGCUUGGACACGUCGCCAAUAUUGUCACAUCCGUUAGCACUGCCAGGAAAGAGUUUCAAGCUAAACUAGAUGGCGUUAAAACUUACAUGCGUAUGAGACGGGUGCCAACACAUCUACAGGUGAAGGUGAUCAAAUGGUUUGACUACCUUUGGCUCACGCAGAAAUGCUCCGAUGAGGAAAAAGCCGUCUCCUGUCUACCCGACAAGCUUAAAGCAGAGAUCGCCAUUAACGUUCACCUUGAUACUUUAAAGAGAGUGGAAAUAUUCCAGAACACAGAGGCGGGUUUUUUGUGUGAAUUGGUUCUACGACUUCGUCCGGUGCUGUUCUCGCCAGGCGACUAUAUUUGCAGGAAAGGUGAAGUCGGGAAGGAAAUGUACAUAGUGAACCGAGGGAAACUGCAGGUAGUAGGCGACAACGGGAAGACAGUGCUGGCAACACUCAAGGCGGGUUCUUAUUUUGGCGAAAUUUCCAUUCUGAACAUGGGCACGGCAGGUAAACAACUUGGCAACCGCCGGACAGCAUCGGUUCGAUCCGUCGGCUACUCGGACCUGUUCGUGCUGAGCAAGAAGGAUAUGUGGGACGUGCUGAAAGAGUAUCCUGCCGCCAGAGUGCGCCUCGAAGCCAUAGCCGUCAAGAGACUCGAAAAGUAUAAGAAAGCGCCGCUCGAGAAAGUGGCCAUGGGCCGUUGUCAGUCGACGCCCGGCCUUGUUGAAACGAGCGGACGUGUGCCAAUAGAGGAGAUGCAGUUGCAGCCAGCGCCUACAGCGAUGCUGCCACCAGUUCACUCUUCACAUCCGCCUUCCUACCGGGACCAGCUUUAUAGUUCGUCAGUAAGCCCUCUUCGAGUAGCAUCGCCCGUGGCAUCGCUUGCGUCAAGUGCGCGCAGCAGUGGAGCGGGUGGCGGCAGCGCUUCGGCAAUGGCUCCGCGUGUGUUGCUAGACUCGCACGACGCACUUGAGUGCGAAAUCAAACGCCUGCGUGAGCGUCUUUAUACCGUAGAGACCGAGAAUGCCGCCAUGUCUGCCAAGCUGAGCCAGCAGCAAUGGGAGGUUGACCAAAGGCUACAAGAGAUUGAAAUGCAAAUAUGUGGGGGGAGCUCGCUAAGCUCGCAGGAGGAGAACGAGCGUAACCGUGAGAGCAUCAUUUAA